This is a messenger RNA of Diversispora eburnea, 174 nucleotides long. Lineage: Eukaryota; Fungi; Glomeromycota; Glomeromycetes; Diversisporales; Diversisporaceae. The record is from the annotation of a GenBank genome assembly.
AUGCAAGAAGUAACAGAGAGACAACAGAGAGAUGGAAGUAAGACAGCAAAAAAACAACAAAAUGACAGAAUAUCCAUAAAACCACGUGUAUUUACUUGUAUUUACGAGAAUUUACGUGAUUUUGAAUAUUGUCGUAUACAGCUUGCUUGUGGGGGUAAAUCUAUUAUUUCUUAA